CUAAGCAUAAAAAAGCAUAACAUCAUCUUUAAUUGUUACUUCAUGAAGAUGUCUAAUGAAUCGAGUUUCUUAGCCUCACUACCACUGUUACUGCUUCUUCUCAGCUUCCUAAUGGCUUCCUUCUUCGACACGGCAGCUGGACAAAUUGGAGUAUGCUACGGGAGAAAUGGAAACAACCUGCCACGUGCGUCAGACGUGGUAUCACUUUUCCGGCAGAGGAACAUCCGGAGGAUGAGAAUUUACGACCCAAACCAAGAGACUCUCGCCGCUCUUCGUGGCUCCAACAUCGAGCUUAUCCUCGAUGUUCCCAACACAGAUCUCCAGACUGUCGCCUCCAGCCAAGCAGGAGCCGACAAAUGGGUCCAAGACAACGUCAGAAACUAUGCAAACGGUGUCAGAUUCCGCUACAUUUCUGUCGGGAACGAGGUUCAACCAUCAGACACACGCGCUAGGUAUGUCCUCCCUGCGAUGCAGAACAUCGAGAGAGCAGUGUCAGGUCUAGGGAUCAAAGUCUCCACAGCGAUAGACACCAAAGGCAUUACAGGUUUCCCGCCUUCGAACGGUGCGUUCACACCGGAAUUUAGGAACUUUAUCGCGCCGGUGAUAGCUUUCUUGGCAAGCAAGCAAUCUCCUCUGCUCGUGAAUAUAUACCCUUAUUUCAGUCACAUUAACAACAUGAGAGACAUCCAUUUAGACUACGCUCUGCUUACACCGUCUACUGUUGUCAACGACGGGCAAUUCUCGUACCGAAACCUCUUCCACGCACAACUAGACACUGUUUACGCAGCAUUGGAGAAAACGGGAGGCGGAUUGGUGGAGAUCGUUGUGUCGGAGAGCGGUUGGCCGACCGCCGGAGGACCCGCGACGAGUGUGGAUAAUGCGAGAACUUAUGUGAACAACUUGAUACAAACUGUGAAGAGUGGUUCUCCGAGGAGGCCAAGGAAGGCUAUAGAGACUUAUAUAUUCGCUAUGUUCGAUGAGAAUCAAAAGGGUCCUGAUGAGUCUGAGAAGUUCUUCGGACUUUUUCUUCCGAAUCAGCAGCCUAAGUACGGAGUCAAUUUCGACUAAUAUCAUUGAAGACAGUUCAGAUAGUGAUAUGAGAUACGUGUAUGGAAUUUUUAAAGGCUUUUAUUGUAAAGGUUUUCAAAGAGUGGGAGCUUGUGUUGUAAUAAUAAGAAAUAAUGAAUUACAAUAAAUAAUAAAAGAUAUUCCCUCUAUUCAGAAUUA
This is a messenger RNA of Eutrema salsugineum, 1227 nucleotides long. RefSeq names its product probable glucan endo-1,3-beta-glucosidase BG3. The record is from RefSeq and is a predicted model, not a curated record. Gene Ontology annotation, cellular component: plasma membrane; cell wall. Gene Ontology annotation, molecular function: hydrolase activity, hydrolyzing O-glycosyl compounds. Gene Ontology annotation, biological process: carbohydrate metabolic process. The coding region runs from base 43 to 1068 and encodes 341 amino acids. NCBI's taxonomy places the organism in Eukaryota, Viridiplantae, Streptophyta, Magnoliopsida, Brassicales, Brassicaceae. The transcript has 2 exons.